Molecule: messenger RNA, 4685 nt
Organism: Nematolebias whitei (Rio pearlfish)
Lineage: Eukaryota; Metazoa; Chordata; Actinopteri; Cyprinodontiformes; Rivulidae
Product: zinc finger protein 850
Exons: 4
Coding region: 893-3478 (861 amino acids)
Biological process (GO): regulation of transcription by RNA polymerase II
Molecular function (GO): DNA-binding transcription factor activity; RNA polymerase II cis-regulatory region sequence-specific DNA binding
Source: RefSeq, a predicted model, not a curated record
AGGACCAAUGUUGGGGGCGCACACGUCACUCACUUUUACCCGAAAAUAUCUCCAUCGACCAUCCAAUUAUUUUUUUUAACUCCUCGGCCGACAAAACAUUAAGGCGAAAGCUCCCCCCCCAGGACAAUAGCACACUCGCUCAACCGGGUCGAGACCAAAUGGCGAAGGAGGCUGUCGACAACAGCACCGUUCACCCAGCUCAGCAUCAGUGAAAAUGGCUCUGACUAACGCCUGGAAAACAGCACGCAGAAAUGGAAGCGGACGGUAGCUAGCUGGGGCAGUCGGCGAGAAGAAGGCGUGACAAGGCCUCAUCCAUCCGCAACCGUGUGCUUCUGCAGCUGGAUGCGCAGGAACCAUUGAAGAUUCACGUUAAAAUGAGAUGCGGUCAAAUAUGCGAUAAAACCCGUUUCCUCGUCUGCCAGGGGAACUCACUUGUCCCGGGAUUCAUCGCAUCAAUCAGAGGAAACGUUGUAAGAAAUUCUUGGCUGAACACGGAUGAGGAAUCUUAGGUGAAGGGAAAAUGCCAACGCAAUAAUUCUCACAGGAGACAAGAAGUCGUCAUUUGAACUGGUUCACAAUUAAGCAGUUUUGAAACUGGGGGGAACUCUUCUACCUGCCAGAAAGACAGUUUUAUCCUUUGUUCGUCAUAUUAUCAUCUCUGCAACCCCACUCGUUUUGGAAAUAUAGUGUGAAUGAUCAACAGAGAGUGGCGGCCUCAGAAGUAAACAGUUUGGAAAGAUGAACUUUAAGCCAUCUUUAAAGUGAGGAAGUAGUAGCAUAGCCUUACCCUUGGGGUAAAGAUUGUCUUUCACCAGUAAGUGGUGGGAUUAUUGUAGCCGCUCCUAGUGCUGGAGGUUUGGCAUCUGCACCCCCAUGCGCCAGUGAGUGGGAAAUGUUCCAAUUUGGAAAAUACAAUCUGGACAUUAUAGAGAUGUUAAGUGGGCACCAGGCCCACCAGUUCAAAGGCCUCGGUUUAGAUCGACAGCUACAGCAUCAGCAGCAAGUGCAACUCCACCAGCAUCAACUACAGCAGCAGCAGCAGCAGCAGGUUGAGUCUUCUGGAGCUCUUCUGUCUGGACUUGGCUUGGGCCCCCUGCAGGGGUCUAGAGGCUACCACGAUGACCACCGUUCUCAAGGUAAUCCAUCUCCAUGCUACUCUGGUGCCUCCCCAUGUGGAAGUGGGAUGGCGGGCCCAGCUCUGAGAAAGGCACCCUUGGCCCCAACACUGCAUCCGCACUCACAGAGCCACAACCAGCACCACCAUCCGCAGCAGCAGCCACCCCAGCCCCACCUGCCUCUUUCUUCUCUACUGGAUGACUCAGAGGAUGAUGUCACUAGCUCUGUCAAUAAUGCAAUCUCUGCAAUAACGGCAGCUACUAGUGGAAAUAGAGGGGAUGAUAGGGGAGACAUCAUAGGAGGUCUGCUAGGUGGUCUUGGUUUAGGACCUCUGGGCUCACCUUCAUCCACAUCUGGCAUGGAUAAGGGUUUUAGAAAUGGUGGGAGUCAGGAGGCUUUGAGCAGCAACCCACAGAAUCUGACUACCAAACCAAAACGCCCUCGCAAACCAAGAGCUAAAAAAGAUCCUGCAGCUGGUGGACAGCCCCCAAAACGUAGGCAAUACACCCCCAGAUUGGGGCCAAGUGGACUCCCACGCACUCAUCUUUGCAGUGUCUGUGGGAAGGGAUUUGCUCGCCGCGAGACACUACGUAGACAUGACCGCAUCCAUACUGGAGAAAAGCCCCAUCAUUGUGCUACAUGUGGCAAAUAUUUCAGAGAAGCUUUUCACCUCAGCAAGCAUCAAACAGUCCACUCUGGGGCAAAAAACUAUAAAUGCACCAUCUGUGGAAAAGAGUUUGGUUACUCCCAGAGUCUCAGAAGGCACAGCAAACUCCACCAGAAAGGGGAGCUCGAAGAGGUGCCCACAACACCAGCUCCAGAGAAUCUCAACAGCUUUAAUCCAAAUACUCAAUGUAGCGUUGCGCAAGACAGGAGCCAGAACCAAGCACCAAGCACCUCCUCCUACUACCCCUACUCUCAAGACGUCAAGCCUCAAGACUCCAACCCUCAGCCGCAGCCUACGCCCCAAUCCCAACCGCCGCCCCCACCACCACCUCGACUCUACACCUGUGCUAUAUGUUGGAAGUCUUACCGUCAUCACUUCCAACUGACUGCUCAUCACCAGAUGGUUCAUGAAGGUGGGGGUGACAAGUUUUUUUCCUGUGAGGUUUGUGGGAAACAGUUUGCUUACUCUAAUAGCCUCACUCGACACAGGCAGUCUCAGCAUGGAAUUACCCGUGGUGAACAGUCUAACCCUCAAGACGGCAGCAGUGGGUCCGGAGAAAAUAGAGGUGGGAGUGAUGUUAAUCAGUCAGCAUCUGAGAGUGAGGCUGCCACCAAUGCCUUGCUUCAGAUGGCUCCAUCCACUGAAGUUCAUGGGGGGCAGGGUCUUAGUGUUGUCACUCAUAGCCACCAGCAGGCGCCUCCACAACCACCAGCUGGUUACUCUCCCCUUUUUUAUGAUGCUGCAGCAGCCCAACCCGCUGCCUCUAAUGCCCCAUCUUACUCUCAACCCCUGCCUCCCAACUCUACAAUCAUGCCCCCUCAGCAUCCACAUUCCCCAGCUGGGGUGAAAGGAGAGCACAUUUAUCCAGCUGGAUCCCGUAGCCGCACACUUCACACCACAGCGCCAUUCCAGCCCCUCACGGAACUGCCUUCCACUGAACAUCACCAUCUGCAUCACCAUCACCAUUACUCCCACCAUCAUCCCCAUCAUCAGUCAGACACCCAGUCCCACCAACACUUCGACUGCAACAUCCCGUUGUCCCAUGAUGAAAUGAGACGACAAAAGAAGAAAAAAAAAAAGUCCAACAGGAGGGAAAAUAAAUGGGCUUCCCUUGAAUCUGCAAGAUUUGAUGGUGUCAAAACGAAGAAAAAGAUAAGUUGUACAGUAAGAGGGCAGUUGAAUAAAAAACAAGGCUCUCUUCGACUGACAAUUAGACGAGGAGGAUCGGGUGGUGGUGGGUAUAGGCUUGUCAACACUGGCGGAAUGAAGGUGCAGAUCCUGUCAUCUCUCCAUGUCCCCGUGAAGCGUUUUGGAUGUCCCACAUGCCCCAAUUCUGUGUUUUCCCGUAAAGCUGGACUGCUGAUCCACAUGGCGGUUAAACACCCACAGAAAGCCUUGAGCUGUCAGGAGCGACUAAGGUGCAGUGUGUGUGGGAAGCAAUCUCACAGGCCUCUGGCAGCCUUCGUCCAUCGGGCCUCCCAUCGCGCCAGAGGGACUUUCUCCUGCCUUCACUGUGCCGCUCGCUUUUGGAAUGCUACACUUCUUCACAGGCACAAAGUGUCCUGCCACCGCAGGGCUAAAAGACUGCAGCGAGGAGACGCCAAGAGGCCGAAGCUUUCAAAGAGACCCGGAGAAAGACAAACCCAUGAGAGUCACGAGGAGAUGUCAUUCUUACAGGGACCAUACAGAUACUGAUCCCGGUGUCUGAAGAAAUUGGUACACAAGAGGGAUUGCUUUGUUUUUUCAGCUCUAAAAUUAGAAAAUGAGGUAAAAAAAAAAAAAAAAAGGGACUUGAAAAGGCAUGUGUUGCCUGUAGGAAAAUUUGCCUCGUGUUUCUGUUGCAUCUACUCUGCUGACUAUUAGAACGAGUGUUAACAACUACUGUAGAACAUUAUAUUGAACUAUCACCUGAGAUUCUUCCAGAUUAUAUUGGAAGGUGCUCCCAAGGUGUUUUCAAAGACAUGACUGUUUUCAUAGGAUCAUUAAUUAACCCUUAAGUGCAUUGACACUAUGCUUGGCUGACACUGUGCAGUUAUCUAGGCAAGUUAGAUGAAUUGAUCUGCUAAUGUACCUCCCAUCUACAACUAAAAUCCCUGCUUCACCUCUCGCUGUAUGAUAAACGUCUGCUGUGUAUUUUGUCUUGUUGUUGUUCAAUUAGAGGCUCUGAGGAUUUUUAUUUUUUUUCAUUUUAUGUAAAGUGCAUUUAUUAGGAGUAGGGACACAGGGACAAAGACCUUUUUGUUGAUAGUUUGUCAGUGCAUGUUUGUUCUCUGGUCAAGUUUUUUGCUGAGGUUGUGAGAUCACUCCUACAGUACCGUAUGUGAUGGUUUAUUCAGUAUAUCCCCAGAAGUUUGUAGUGUAAACUUGAUUUGAAAGUUGCUCUAUUAUUACCUAGUGAUUUAAUCACAUAUAGAUAAAAUGUCAGUUCCUGAUAAUUAGCAUAACGAGGAUCCCUCUCCUGCCAAAAUUGAAGACUUACGAGAAGCCUUGCGUACGAUGUUUAGUUUACUUUCUUUAUCUGAGAUGUUCUUAGCUUUUAUACCACGGGAUUAAAAACAGGUUCAAUCAACUGUAACACGUUGAUCUCAUGUUAUUUGUAUGCUCUUUUUAGCGGUAAUUAUUUCUACUGUACUUCACAGUGUUAAAGACAAGGACCUAUCAUGAUAGAAACAAGUGUAAUAUUUCAUGUAUUUGUAACUAAGUCUUUUCCCUUAUUCAUCUUAUUUUUUGCUGAGUUGCAAUCAUGUUGUUACUGUUGAGCCUUGUUUUUUCCCCUCUUUUAAAGACUUCAGUUUUAAUCAUGCCACUUUAUUCACGUAUAAAAUGUUCAUACCCCUGUCAUUAUGUUUCUUUUCUUCUAAAGAAAAAUGAUAGUUUUAGUAGAUUUCUAUUACACUAUUUA